This is a messenger RNA of Postia placenta MAD-698-R-SB12, 894 nucleotides long. Its product is annotated as glycoside hydrolase family 16 protein. NCBI's taxonomy places the organism in Eukaryota, Fungi, Basidiomycota, Agaricomycetes, Polyporales, Adustoporiaceae. Gene Ontology annotation, molecular function: glycosyltransferase activity; hydrolase activity, hydrolyzing O-glycosyl compounds. Bases 1 to 894 code for a protein of 297 amino acids. The record is from RefSeq and is a predicted model, not a curated record. Gene Ontology annotation, biological process: carbohydrate metabolic process; fungal-type cell wall organization. Gene Ontology annotation, cellular component: fungal-type cell wall. The transcript has 3 exons.
AUGACCGGAAAACUCGGGAUACUCGCUCGCUUCUCUCUGUGUCUAUUGCUAGCAUUUGACUUGAUGUCCAACACGAAGGCACAUUCACAUUUCCAACGGAGUUCUCUGACCACUCGCUCAGACUCCCAAUGCCAACCGUUCCAAAGCAACUUGGGCCCCUCUAGUGUAUCUAGCGAUGGCAGUAAAGACUUUGUUGCAAUAAGCCCGAGCGGCUCGUAUAGUACUUCUGGGAGUGGACUGGAGCUCUAUCUCAAGAAGCCAAAAGGAGCCAUCACAACCAAGGACGGGGUGAACGACAAGAUCGGUGACGGUGCCACUAUCAACUCUACGUUCACCCUCCGGUACGGGAAGGUCACGAUCGCGAUGUCUGGACCUGCAGUUUCAGGAGUGGUCACUGCAGCAAUUCUCAUUGCCGACCAAAACGAUGAGAUAGAUGUUGAGCUUGUUGGCGGGGACCCCACGCACUGGCAGACUAAUGUCUAUGCUCCGAGUCCAGAAGACACGCAACCGCUCUGGGGCGCCUUCGGCGAGAUUGAAGACUAUCCUAACGGAGGAACUCUUGAUGAGUAUCAUCAAUAUACAAUUGACUGGAAUGCGGAGCGCAUCGUCUGGAGUGUCGAUAGCACGGACGUACGCACUCUCAGGAAAGGUGGAGUUUGGUCAGCCCUACAAGGUCUCUUUGUUAACACACGCCUACACCGUUGCAUAGAUCAGACGCAGAAGAACGGUGCGCUUCAUUUCCCCUCACACGCGACACGCAUCCAACUCGGGAUCUGGGACGCAAGCUCUCCCGCCGGAACCGCACAGUGGGCGAAGGGACCCAUCGAUUGGACUACGGCACCAUCCAAAAUGACGGCCAACUUCAAGAGCAUCGUCGUGGAGUGCCCCUACUAA